AUGCUGGUCGCACACGGAAAGAGGCGAGCGGUGGCCGCUGAGAACGCGAACGAAAACAACCAGCGCGUGAGCAGCCGCCUGGGCAAGCUGUGGCGUUCUCUCAGCGUCGCCGACAAGAAGCCUCGCCAGCGCAAGGUGGUCGCAGCUGCCGCCGUCCACAGAAGGAAGCAUCCGGGAUACGUGUACAAUCCGCGUGAGGCCCAGCGGUGCAAGAGGCAGACGCGCAGGACCGAGGCGAUUGCCGGCAAGCUCAAGAAUGGCACUUCCGGGGACGAGCAGCAGCAGCCGAUCAUUUCCGUGGCCGCGGCCCAGGGUCCGCCGCCGCCGCAACAAAGGAACGUCCGCCGCCGCCGCCGCUACAAAGGAACGAACGCCGUGCAACCAGCGCUGUUCGGAACAGCGCCACGGGCGCUGGUCAAGGAAUGCAGCUUGGGCGUCGGCCACUGUCGCGGCGUCGGCUCGCUCGGCUGCGCGUCCCUACAACGUGCACCGCCUGAAACGCCCAGUGCCCUAAGCGUGCUUGAUAACGAGCCAUACCCUACGCUCCUGGACGAAGACGACGACGACUGGGCUGCGGGCUCGCCGUCGUUCGACCAGGGCGGAAACCGGGAGACCCAAGGCUCUGCAGACGGCACCCCAGGCCAAGGUUAG
This is a messenger RNA of Dermacentor albipictus, 651 nucleotides long. NCBI's taxonomy places the organism in Eukaryota, Metazoa, Arthropoda, Arachnida, Ixodida, Ixodidae. The record is from RefSeq and is a predicted model, not a curated record.